GCCUUUCCUUUGGCUGUCGGCGCAGCCAGGCGGGGGAGGAGGAGGAGGAGAGGAGGAGGAAGCCGCAGGGAGCGAGAGCCUCGGCUGGGUCGCCGCUCUGCGCAUCUGGGAAGGAAACGACCGCAGCAGAGCCGCCAAAUGGGUCGGGCUGCCGAGUGAGAGGAGUGCCGCUCGGUCCCUCCGGGCUGAUCGCGCCUCGCGUAGCUGAAGGGCAGAGUGGAGGGGGCAGUAAACGCCUCCAGCCAUGGCGGGGACUGAAGGCGUCACGGCAGAUGGUGUUUCAACAUCUGCCUAUGCAUCGCCUGCUAGAAGUCUGGGAGACCCAGGAAUAACACCACUGUCUCCAUCCCACAUUGCGAAGGACUCUGAUGCAAAUGACGCAGAGGAACAGUCAUUUCUCGUUGUUGUGGCUAUAGAUUUUGGCACAACUUCCAGUGGCUACGCCUACAGUUUCACCAAGGAACCAGAAUGCAUUCAUGUAAUGAGGCGAUGGGAAGGAGGAGAUCCUGGCGUAUCCAAUCAGAAGACACCAACAACUAUCCUCUUAACUCCAGAAAGAAAAUUCCAUAGUUUUGGUUAUGCGGCCAGAGAUUUCUAUCACGAUCUAGAUCCUAAUGAAUCAAAGCACUGGUUGUAUUUUGAAAAAUUUAAGAUGAAGCUUCACACAACGGGUAAUCUCACUCUGGAAACAGACCUGAUAGCUGCAAAUGGCAAGAAAGUCAAAGCACUUGAAAUAUUUGCUUACGCUCUGCAGUACUUUAAGGAACAAGCAUUAAAGGAGCUGAGUGAUCAGGCAGGCUCAGAGUUUGAAAACUCAGAGGUACGCUGGGUCAUCACAGUGCCAGCUAUCUGGAAGCAGCCUGCAAAGCAGUUUAUGAGGCAAGCUGCAUACAAGGCAGGAAUGGCAUCCCCAGAGAAUCCUGAGCAACUGAUAAUUGCCUUAGAACCAGAGGCUGCAUCCAUCUACUGCAGGAAACUCCGCCUUCAUCAGAUGAUAGACUUAAGCAGCAAAGGACCUGUCAAUGGUUAUAACCCAAGUGAAACCAUUGGCACUGGCUUUACACCAGCUAAAGAACACAUCCGGCGUAACAGGCAGAGCCGUACUUUUUUGGUUGAAAAUGUCAUAGGAGAGAUCUGGUCGGAGUUGGAGGAAGGCGACCGUUACAUAGUUGUCGAUAGUGGAGGAGGGACAGUUGAUGUGACUGUCCACCAGAUCAGAUUACCUGAAGGACACCUAAAGGAACUUUACAAGGCAACUGGUGGGCCACAUGGUUCCUUAGGGGUAGACUAUGAAUUUGAAAAACUCCUGUGUAAAAUAUUUGGAGAAGAUUUUAUUGAACAAUUUAAGAUCAAGCGACCUGCUGCCUGGGUUGAUCUGAUGAUCGCGUUUGAAUCACGCAAGAGGGCAGCAGCCCCAGACCGGACUAAUCCACUCAACAUCACUCUGCCUUUCUCAUUCAUUGAUUACUACAAGAAAUUCCGAGGACACAGUGUGGAACAUGCCUUAAGGAAAAGCAAUGUAGAUUUUGUGAAAUGGUCAUCGCAGGGAAUGCUAAGGAUGAGUCCAGAUGCAAUGAAUGCCCUCUUCAAGCCUACCAUUGAUGAAAUCAUACAACAUCUUAGUGAUCUGUUUGAAAAGCCAGAAGUAACUAAUGUGAAGUUCCUCUUCCUCGUGGGUGGAUUUGCUGAAGCUCCACUACUCCAACAAGCUGUCCAAAAUGCUUUUGGCUCAAAAUGCCGAAUCAUAAUUCCUCAGGAUGUGGGGCUCACUAUCCUCAAGGGAGCGGUCUUAUUUGGUCUGGAUCCAGCUGUCAUUAAAGUACGCCGCUCUCCCCUAACCUAUGGGGUAGGGGUCCUGAAUCGUUAUGUGGAAGGAAAGCAUCCUACAGAAAAGCUACUAGUUAAAGAUGGCACACGCUGGUGCACGGAUGUCUUUGACAAAUUCAUCUCUGCUGACCAGUCAGUGGCUCUUGGGGAGACUGUUUCACGCAGUUAUACACCUGCCAAGCCUUCGCAGCUGGUCAUCGUGAUCAAUAUCUACAGCUCGGAACAUGAUAAUGUCAGUUUCAUCACAGAGCCAGGAGUAAAAAAGUGUGGCACACUCCGCCUGGAUCUCACAGGAACUGAUAUAUGUGUGCCGAGCAGGAGGGAGAUCAAAACGCUAAUGCAAUUUGGGGACACUGAGAUUAAAGCCAUGGCAAUUGAUGUUGCCACUUCUAAAAGUGUCAAAGCUGGUAUUGAUUUCCUAAACUACUAAUACUCUUUUCUUCCCUAUCACCUAUUAUUUUAAUGCUCUGUUAUCUCAUUUCUCAUGUGGCUAAAAUUCAAAUCUGUUUUGGUGACAGUUAAAGAGAACCAUUGGAAGGCAAACGUCAGGCACCUUUUGUUCUUGAAAUGAUCUGUUCAAGAGUCUGAAUUACAUGGUUAUCAAAUGCUAAACAUGAAACUGAACAAUCCAAAAUGGCUAAGGACAUGAUGAGAAUUAGUCAUUGAAAUAUCACUGCCCUCUUGAUUUGGAAAUUGAAGUAUUCCAUAUGUGCUGUAUUUGGGGCCCAAAAUAACAAAUCUCGCAUUCUUGCAUUUAAGACUCUAAUAUAGCAAACAGCAGGCUAUCUCAAUUAUCAAUGGACUGCUUAGGAUAGUCAUCACUGCAGCACUAAAUGAAGUUGCCCUCCAAAGUGCUGAUAUGCUACAGCUGCUGUUGUUAAUUAUAAGUGGAGAUUUAAAGGUGUUUAGCAGUUUUAAAACCAGACCUCUCUUAUUUAUAUGCUUUAAUAUUAAUGCUAGAGUUCAAAUAUCUAGCCUUUCAUUUUAGAAUACAAAUGAAUAGCACUUACUACCCAGGCAAAGUACAUUUGCUUGUUGAUGAUUGGGUUUGGUGGCUUUUGCUUUUGUUUUAACAAAAUUCCAAGCCAUGAAACAGAUUUGGUAAAGUUUCAGCCCAGUUAAAGAGAUUUUAAUUAAUCUAUCAAUUGAAUUUGCAAUGCAUUCACAAACUAUUGCAAGAAGUAUACUUUUCUAACUAGGAGAUAAUACACACAUGUAUCAUGGCAGGCAUCCCCCUCCUGAGCAAGAGAAUAGGAGGGGCGAUGUUUGCCAUCUGCAGUUUUUAUAAGUAGCUAUAUUAAAAACAAUGUGUUGGAUCCAGACUUGGUGAUCCUUAGAGUACACCCAUUGAAACCAGUGGAACAGGUUAAUCAUGCUAACUUAAGUCCCAUUGAUUUCACUGCAUCUUCUCCAAGCAUUAAUCUAGCUGAUUAAUCCAGGGAAGGCUCCUGUGGCCUUCCAACUCCCAUAGUCCCUGGUUAGAUGGCCCAGUCAGAGAUGAUGGGAAUUAUAGCCCAAUAUCGGGAGGGCUAUUCCUGGGUUAAUUAACAUUUUUCCUCUUUUUUUUGUUCCUUGGAUAAAGAAGUUUUGCAAAAGUCUCUCUUCUCAACCGUUUUCUGCAAUUUCAGUUUGUUCCCACCUCACAUUUUACUUUUGGACAUCAUGUGGCCGAUAGGGAUUUUUAAUCAUUUUUAACUUCCAGGUAGCUAUUGGGCAGACCUCAUGCAAAAGAAACAAGGGGGUAUGGUAGCAGUCACUAUCCAGAAAGCCCCUCUUUUCUCAGGUUAGAGAAAGCUAAGAGCCAUUUUCAUUACCUCUCUCAUAAGUAUCAGGAAAUAUUACUGUGUUGGUCUUAGAAAGUGAGAUCCAGUAAAAGUGUUAACUUUAUAUUGGACAAUCUUAUUUCACCUGUUUGUGAAAGGACUAUAUAAGGCUUUAUACUUAUUCAGAACUAUUCUGAAUAACUAUAAUAGUUAUAUAAAAUAUAUACUUACAGGACAGAGUUAUAUAACUAUAUGUCAGGCAUGCUUUAAGUUGGAUUCCUGCAUUAAGCAGGGGGUUAGACUCAAUGGCCUUAUAGGCCCCUUCCAACUCUACUAUUCUAUUGUAUGAUCUGGAGGAAAAAACCCACUGGGUAUUACAUCCACAACUAUAUAGAGUGUAGUUACUUGUCAUUAAUUUGCAUUCACAAUAUUUGCUUUCCUUUUAUCUUCCCUCGUAAUUGUAUACCCAUAGGCUACAUGUUUCUCUUCUGAAGAGUGCCAUUUCCAGCUUUCCUCCUUACAGCUUCUUCAUUUCUGUGAUAAACUAUAUCAAGAAGAAGCUUAAAACUCGUGCCUGCAAAAUUGCCAGGAGAUCUUUGUCAGCAUGAAAUAAAAGGGGAGGGAAAAUAAAGUGGUGUUACAUCUGGCCAGAAGAGGGAGCACAAACACCAUUUCUCUGAAUAUUGUUUGGUGGCUUCCAAGAGACAAGAUACGAGACUCCUCCAUCCCCUAAAGACACACCAGUUAAGAAAAGAACAUGACAUAGAUAUUGAACACUGCCAGCUUCAAAAUUCUCAAAAGCUUUAGGUGACAAUGUGGAUCCCUUCCCAGUAUGAAUUAGAGAAGCUGAACCUAAGCACCCAAUACACACAGAAGUUGCUUUAAAUUGUAUGAUACAGCUGCCACCUCCAUGUGGCAACUGUCUGGAAUGGCCCAAUGUCUGCAGUUCAGUAUUACUACACACCAUGAGAAAUCUACUAAAUGUAAUUAGGGAUGGCAUAGUGAAAAUACACUUUUUCAUGUGGUGGGUCAUUCCAGACUAGCAACUCACAGUAGGGAGGCAGUCUGCAUGCCAUGCAGUCUAAAGCCCACAAUACAGGGCUUUUGAUAUGUAGUAUUUGCAGAAAUACUAGAUUUCAAGCCAGACGCCCUCAACGCCAAUGGAAAAAGCAGUCAUUUCCCCCCCACCAACACUUAGGAAAUAGAUUGUGAUCCACUGAAAUCCAUUAUGCUUUUAAGACACCACGUUAAUUGUGUAGUUAAAUCUUCUUUCUAUUAGCUGUGCAUGACUGACAAGCCAUAGAAUCCUUUUACUUUUAAAAACUAAAGAUUCUUUGUCAGGCAUUUCAGUCAUAUUUUAGGGUCCAGGUAUGCAUUGUGCAAAUGUUUUAAAAUUUCAGUGAAGAAUUUAAAAUGGGACCCCUUUGCAUUAUAUCUAUUAUAUAAUUCCUGGACAGAAUGUGGAAAAGCUUUGCUGAAUUAGCUAUCAAAGGGAUGGACUGGAUAAUUCUAGUCACAGUAUCUAGCUUUCUGUUCCUUAAAUAAUUAUUCUACUGGAAUAAUUAGAAAGUGUGCAUGCUGGCAUUCCUUUUUUUUCAUUCUAUCCGCUGUGUUUUACAGAAAAAUGCUUAAUUUAUUUUUCUCUGUGUAAGUGUGUGGCCUCUCAUGGUUUACAAAUAAGUGAUGAGCUAUGAACAAAAUUAUGUGAUGUAUAUACAAUAUUUAAAUAUUGUACAGAUGCUUUCUUUCUAAAGUGCUAUUUUCUUGUACAGAAUGCUCUUUAUCCCUGUUGAUUUGCAUUCAGUGGUUAAUUUUAAAUAACAUAGUUUCUCAGUCUGCUGCAGUAAUUAUAGGCUUUUAAAGAUGGCAAGAUAUGAAAUGCAUAAUGCUGAGCUUAUAAUAAGGGGAAAGGAGUGUCAGACAAUACCACACUCUUCUUGCUAUGCAAAUAAUAGCAUUCAGACACACUCUUGGGCUGUUAAUUCUUUUUGCUUUAACAACCCCAGUUCAAGUAAUGCAUAGGAAUGAUAACGGAUAAAGUCCUUCUGUGUGUAAAGCCUUCUCUCCUAAAUCUGGGACAUUUCUCCUGUUUCAAAGCCAAUAUUUUAUUUCAAUGACAUCUCUUUAUUGCUAGAUUUAUGCCUACACAAUUUUUGACCCUUCAGGCUAAGCACAGGCCACCAGCCACAUAUGGAGGCCCAGCAUUCAGUAAACCAUCUGAAUUGGCUGCUUGCCUGGUACUUUAAAAAAGAGGCAUUCCCAAGUACCAGACAGGCCACAAUACAUGGCUGGUGCGCCAAAUUGGGUUUGAUGAGUUACCAGUUGCGCAGGCACCUACUAGACUAGAACAAACUGCAAACGUCAUGGCAAGCUAUAAUGACACAGAUUGCUUAGUAUGGACUCAAAUGAUGUAUGGUUGAGUCCUGGGGGUAGGCAACAGAGCAACUUCUUUUGGUCUGCUUCCUCUUCUAACCGGCUAUUUUGAAAUCUACUUCCCAAGUCUUGGAAAUAUUAUUGCUGCCUGGGAGUCAUAUGACCAUCUUAUAACACAGAGCUUCCUUGGUGUGUGACAUGACUCUUACCAGCAUCCCAUUUGUCUUGGAAUCACAUUGUUCCACUGGUUGCAUUCUUGUACCUUCAGUCGAAGGAGCAGGGCCAGAAUCAGGGCUUGGUAUAACUGGGUACCUGCCAAGGCCUAUGCAUCAGCAAGAAGCCCACAAUCAAUCCCUGGACCCUCUGGCCCUGCUGCUUUUCUCCCUUUUUUACUGCUGGUUCCUGGUCACCUGCCCCCUCUGAGUGAUCAAUAACCAAAGGAGCAGAAAUCACCUUCCACCUCGUUGUCUCCCAUUGGAUAGUGGUGCAAACUUGGUCCAGAGAAAGGCAAAUGAACGGGCAACUUCAACAAUAGUGGGGAGGAGGUGGUGAAUCUACUCAGAGAGAGGACCUGCUCAGAAGAUCUUGUCCAAAGCCUGGAACUGGUGCUGAAAGAGAGGCUGUUCUAAGUGUUAGAAAAUGCAGAGGCAAAUUAGUGACUGAGGGACAUUGCUGUCAUAAGGAAAUGAGUAAAGGUGCCCUUCAGAUAACUGUGUGUUGGGAAGAGAUUUCAUUCUAUAGGAACUCCUAAGCAAUCAUUACAAAAGGCUCUGAAGUCCUGACUUUUGGAAGCUUGGAGCGGGGAGGUUCUCUCAGGAGGACAUGGAGAAGUAUAUCUCUAGUAGUGAGAAUUUCUUGAGACACUUUCCAGCCUUUAUUCCUGUAACUAUCAGUCAUUUCUGAUCCUUUACAGCAGCUGAGCACCAUCUUUAUACGCUUGUUCACUUUCUUCUGUCUAAUAAAGGACCUUGUUUGGUUCUGUUUUUCCUAUCCAAAAGCUUAAUGACCAGUCCUCAAUUUAGGUCAUAUAUUCAAGGCAAGAAAUGGACUAACCAGCUCUUAAUAUGUUACUCCCCUUUGUUUCACACAGAAAAACAUAAAAGUGUGUAAUUUUUAUUCUUCUAGCACAGCAGUUCCAAAACAUUUUCCCCUAUGGACCACUUGAAAUCGCCGAGGGUCUUGCCAGACCACUUAAUAUUUUUUCUGUUUUAGUAAUUGUAAUGUGCUGUGUUAGAUGCUGUGAUUUUUAAUUGCAUUUUUAUUAUUUCUUAUAUUGUAUUUUGGUGUAUUACAACUCACAUUCCUUAGAACUCAGACUGUAAUACCAUAAAAGUACAAUCUAAGACAUGAAAUAAAUAAAAAUACAAUAAAAAUCAUAUGAAUAUUUAAUAUGGACAUGCAGCACCACCUGAAUGAAGCUCACGAACCACAGUUUGGGAACCUGUAUUCUAGGAUAUGUUUCUGAACAUAUCCUCACUAGCUUGUUUUUAGCCAUUACCUCUAUAUUGUUUUUAAAGAUGGGGUUUUUCUCUCAUAUAUUGAUUAGAAGCAUGAUUCCACUUUCUGUGUGGAAGAACACUGUAAAGUACGCUAUAACACUCCUUGCCCUUUAUUUUCUCUGAACAAAAGUAUGUGUAAACAUUUUGUGUAUUAACUAAUCUUCAUUAAUUGCUCAUUUGUGUAUUGAAAUAGCUAUCAUUCCAGGUCAAAAGCACGGUAACUUCGCAGUUCUGAGAUUUUAGUCUGAAUUUUCCAGAAAAUUAUCAUGCAAAACUUUUAAGAUUUUCAUCCCAUCUCCUAAAUAUCUGCAUAAAGAUUAUUCCAUUUGGACAGUAAGACAGUUACAUUAAUCUAGGUGAGAGGUAAAUUUUACUUGGCAGAACACUAAUUUACAAGAAAUAACUUUUUUUGGAUAGAGGUAUGUGGGUAUCUGAUCUGAUUAAAUCAGGGGAAUUAAUCUGCUUGGUAUGCUUGCAGCCAAUGAAGGGAGAUGACUCGUGGAUGGCUGCAGCUCUUUAGAAAUAUGUAGUGCAGCUAACAAACCACCUAAGCUUGUAUACUUGCUAGCUGAAUCCCACUGGAGUAUGUGAAAUUAGGGCAAUUGCAUAUAUGUUGGCUGGAGUACUUUUUGGGCUACUGAACAGUGAUUCACUGCCUGUUAUCUACAGUAAAUAUUUAAAUAUAAUCAAACUUCAGUAACUGGUUUAAAAAGCGCUGCUACCAUUAUUGUGAGAUUUGCAUUUUUUAAAGUACUUUUCCCCAUCCCAUCUUCCUCAGCCCAAAACAAGGGAGUAUAAUUUUGCUAGGCAUGCUCUCUACUGCUCAGAAUCUAUCCCUACUCUCCCAUAUAAUUGCCAAUCUAGGUUUGGUUGUCUAAUGGAAACAUAUAGAAAUAGAUAUAGAACGUGAUGCUGUAACUACAACCUUUAGUGUGAACCCUAUGCUACAUUUAAAGUAAGUGACACAUGAAAGUUCACUGAAAAGUAAAAUUUACCCCAUCUGUGAAGUUAGUAGAAGCAAUCCAGAUGAGAGUAGGAAACACACGUUUCCAUAGAGAUGAUAUUAAAUGUUUUCUGCUACAGGGUUUUUGCAGGCCUUGAUCAAUAGAAAUUUAAGGGAAAAGUUGUGCUCUCUGUGGUAUUAGAGAGAUGCAAACUUACACCCUUGUAGCAAAACUCCAAUUGCUUUUAAUGGAAGUUUCUUGUCUGAGCAAAACCAUGGAAAAUCAAAGUGGCUUAACUUAAGUGUAGAAAUUAAAGAUCAUGGCAGAGUUUGUAAAAUGCAAUGGGCUGGAGGAUCCUGAUUAAGUUGAAUGUAGUUCCGAUUGAAAUCAAUGGUACAACUCAAGUCAUGGCUAACAUUCCACAUUGAUUUCAAUGGGACCUAAGUUCAACUAAGGUAGAGUGCAAUCCUAUACAUAUCUACACAGAGGUAAGCCCUACAGUUCUCAUUAAGGUAGGCAGAUACAGGACUGCAGUGUUAAAUUGGAACCAUCCCAGUACUGUUAAAGAUGCCACAACAAAUGUUCUAAGCACUGUGCAGUACUUCCAAAUAAGCAUUUGAAUAUAUUAUUAAAUGAUGUAAUUUUUAACUUGCAGUGAUGUAAUUGCAAUGGCAAACUGCAUUAUUUACACUCCUAAUAAUCCACAGCACAUUGUGUACAGGUGAUUGGGCAUAAUACUACAAUAUUCAUCUUUGCUUGGAUGACUCUUCAAAUAUAUUGUAAAAAAAUAAAAUAUUGGUCAUUGAGAUCUAAAUCACUGCGCAAGACUGCAAACCUCGGUAAGUUGUGGAGGAGAUCGCAGCUUGUCACUGUUGCAUCUUCUGAAUACUGUGAUCUUCUAAAAGUGUCAAAUAAAAUACAGUAA
This is a messenger RNA of Rhineura floridana, 9331 nucleotides long. It is a transcript of the gene HSPA12A, whose product is annotated as heat shock protein family A (Hsp70) member 12A. The record is from RefSeq and is a predicted model, not a curated record. Lineage: Eukaryota; Metazoa; Chordata; Lepidosauria; Squamata; Rhineuridae. The coding region runs from base 245 to 2257 and encodes 670 amino acids. The transcript has 12 exons.